This is a messenger RNA of Penicillium pulvis, 774 nucleotides long. RefSeq names its product ribosome-recycling factor. Lineage: Eukaryota; Fungi; Ascomycota; Eurotiomycetes; Eurotiales; Aspergillaceae. Gene Ontology annotation, biological process: translation. The coding region runs from base 1 to 774 and encodes 257 amino acids. The record is from RefSeq and is a predicted model, not a curated record. The transcript is spliced from 2 exons. Gene Ontology annotation, cellular component: mitochondrion. Gene Ontology annotation, molecular function: ribosomal large subunit binding.
AUGUAUCGUUUCCUUCGAUUGUCUCUCUCCCUCCCCCGGCAACGGAUUUAUGGAAAGUCCCGGAAUCCAUGUCCUCCACUACUAUCUCCCCUGUUCCUCCAGGGUCGGAGCUUCUCCUGUUCACCCGCAUUGUUAAAGAAGAAGGACAAGGCAAAGAAAGCCUCAGCAGACACUGAGCCCAGCCCCGUUGCUGCUGAAGACCCAUCAGAUUUGACUCAACUUCAGACUGGCAUCUCAACCGCUGUUGCUCGUCUAAAAGAUGACUUGUCGAAGCUUCGCGCUGGUGGGCGAUUCAAUACCGCAUCGCUCGAAGGGUUGAAAGUCCAGUUGAGCAAAGACAGCCAAGAAUCGGUCAAACUGCGGGAUUUAGCCCAGGUUGUGCCUAAAGGAGGACGGAUGGUGACAAUCUUGGUCGCUGAAGAAGAGCAUAUCAAACCGGUGACAUCGGCGAUUAUCUCUUCAAACUUGUCCUUGACGCCGCAACCGGACCCCCAUAACGCUCUUCAGCUCAACCUUCCGAUCCCUCCACCGACCAAGGAAUCCCGGGACCAAAGCGUCCACGCGGCUAAGCAGGCCUUUGAGAAGGCCGCAAGCACGGUCCGAGACUCCAGAGGAGCUAUGCACAAACGUCUACAAGAUCUGCAAAAGAAGAAAUUGGCGCGACCAGAUGACGUCCGCAAGGCUCAUGACCAGAUGGAAAAGGCGACUGAUAAAGGCCAGAAAGAAGUCAAGGACCUCUUUGACGCAGCUAAGAAGACAUUGGAGCAGGCAUGA